AUGAAUUUAGUGGAGUAUUGUUGUAUCAAUAAUUAUUUAUCAGUCAAGCUUCUUUAAUCGUCAUAAUAAUGAUCAGUAAAUAAAUAAGAUAUUGCGGAUUUAUUAUGAAAAUAUUUAAACAUUAGAUUACAUUGAGCUAUGUAAUACACUAUUGUAACGUUCUGACCUGCAGUUUCUUUGAGGAUGGACGUAGAAGGUACUAAACGUUCCACCUCAUACAAUGUUAAAACAGUAUGCGUUAUAAUAGGUGGAAUACUUGUUCAUCUGUGUUUGGGAAGUUUCUAUAUAUUUGGAAACAUAAGUCCGUAUAUGAUAUCAUAUCUUCGUAACAGAACAAGUGAAAUCUCAUUACGUAACACGGAUAACCUUUGGAUCUCAAAUGCCGCAUCUUUGGCCGGACCGUUCUCUUUGACAAUAGGUGGAUUGUUGGACAGAUAUUUAGGUGUACGAAUAGCGACCGCAGUUGGAUGUACCUUAUAUUGCGCUGGUGUUGGACUUACAUAUUUUUCUAUAAAGAAAUCACUACUUUUUGUCGCUUUGUCCUAUGGUCUUCUAGCAAAUUUUGGAUCAUUUAUUGCAUAUGGACCACCGGCUCAGACAGCGAUCAAGUGGUUACCGGAAAGACCAACAUUUGCUGUUGGGAUGAUAGUGUGUGGAUUUGGAGGAGGUGCACUGAUUUUCAAUCAAGUUGUGACAGCUUAUAUCAAUCCGGAUAAUCUCUCACCCGAUCUGGAAACAGCAGAUGGUGAAAAAUAUUUUACUAAUAAAGAAGUACUAGACAGAAUACCCAAGGUGUUUGUUCUUCUAGCAGGAAUUUAUGUCAUUGCCCAGUUUCUUGGGAUUAUUCUUAUAUUUACACAUCCGAGCGAUAAAAAGGUGCAGAAAACAGGAAAUAAAAUAGACACAAAACUAAUACACGAUACAGAAGAAAAAUCUAAAUAUGGUGCCAUAGCUAAAGACGAAGAAGACCUGAGUGUUAAUGGAGAAAAUAGCCAGGAUGAAGACCAGACGUCUGUUACAAAAGAAUCUGUGAAAUCCGUCUUAUGGAAAGUUGUCAGGAAUAAAAAUGCUUGGUGCUGGUUGUUUAUACUGUUCCUAAUUUACGGUGGAAUGACUUUCUUUAACAGUUUAUAUAAGGCGUAUGGUCAAACCUUUAUAUCUGACGACCAUUUUCUGGCAUCUGUUGGCUCAAUAUCUUCAAUUUUCAACUGUAUAUUUCGUCCUAUUUGGGGGAUAAUAAUGGACAAAUAUGGGUUCCAGAUGGCGGUUAAGUGUGCAUCCGCCUUAUUUGUGUGUUUUGCGUGUACAAUUUUACACACAGAAUCUCUCGGUAAAGCAGCAUUUCUUGUGUGGAUUUGUGGACUUUAUGCCAGCUCAGCUUGUGUUUGGUCGAUUGGUCCAGCUACUUUUGCAAAAUUAUUCGGAGUGGAGCAUAUGGCUAUCAAUAUGGGGUUUAUAUUUUUAGCAGUUACUGCAGCGGCUAUUACCGGUGGGUUUGUAGGUUUGAAUCUUCAAAGUCAGUUAGGAUGGCAUGGUCUGUUUCUUCUGGCAGGAAGUAUGGGAGCUACAGCUUUCGCAAUAACAUUCCUUUUCAAUGGUAAGGAUACAAAAGGCAAAACUAUAUAAAUGACAAGAAGAGAAUGAAGAACUGAAAGCAAGUGGUUCAUUUACAACAGUCACUACGCAGACAUGAGAAGACAUUUCAAGAAAUCUCCUGUGUUUCAGGAUUAUAACAGAUGUUAGAACAUUUGCAUAAAAAUUCAAAAAUUAUAAACAUUAUCAUACUUACCAAUCUUCUUAUAAGUCUCCUUAGGCACAGUGAAUGUUAAGAUGCAAUAUGCUCUUCAUCUAUGUUUUGAAGGUACAUCCGUGACCGAGCGUGUUUAUAGUUUUGGUUAUACUGCGAACAAUUUCUUUUAGACAAAAUUUAGAAUUUCUAUUGUAAUAUGUUUUAGUUUUGAAUAAAUAUUGUCAUCUUCGA
Messenger RNA from Ruditapes philippinarum (Manila clam), 1981 nucleotides. RefSeq lists its product as uncharacterized. The record is from RefSeq and is a predicted model, not a curated record. Gene Ontology annotation, molecular function: transmembrane transporter activity. Gene Ontology annotation, biological process: transmembrane transport. The transcript is spliced from 12 exons. The coding region runs from base 184 to 1626 and encodes 480 amino acids. NCBI's taxonomy places the organism in Eukaryota, Metazoa, Mollusca, Bivalvia, Venerida, Veneridae.